AUGCCGUGCGCUGAUUGUUACCGAGGACACGACCAUCCCGGCCCUGUUCACGGCCGUGAGACCAAACUUCAUGGCCAUGAUGUGUACGUUGCAGAGCCCCAGACCAAAGAGGUUUCCACAAAGGGACUGAUAGUCGUCCUUUCGGAUGCGUUUGGGUGGAACACGACCAACCUACGUGGUGUGGCAGACAGAUACGCAGAGCGAACUGGCUGCAGAGUAUACCUUCCCGAUUUCAUGCAUGGAACUGCUGCACCCGCAUCCAUCAAGGCCGUCAUCGAUAGUGUUCUUAAUGAAGGAGGCUUCUGGGGAUGGCUGGUAAAACCGUGGAACUUCUUGAAGGCGGCGUUCGUCAUGGUCCCCUUCAGUAUUCGCAACAAGCCCGAGAAGCGCUAUCCUGGUGUCCGCAAGUUCAUGGACGACCUACGUUGCGCCGAGGCAGCUGAUCUCAAAGUUGGCGUGGUGGGCUUCUGCUGGGGCGCAUAUGGUAUCACGCAUCUGGCCCACGGUGAGGUGGCUACGAAUGGCAAGACAAUCAUCGACGCAGCCUUCACCGCUCACCCGAGUGAAAUCAAGGUUCCGCAAGACAUCGAACCUGUUAAGCUACCCUACAGCAUGGUCAUUGGCGAUGUCGACUUUGCCUUGCCUUUGAAGGAGGUGCAGAGGGCAGCUGGGAUUCUCGAAGCAAAGAGUGAUGUAGACACUGAGGUUGUAAUUAUCCCUAAUGCAAAGCACGGCUUUGCUGUUAGAGGCAACCCAAAUGACAAGGAAGAGAAAGAAAUGGCUGAUCAAGCAGAAGAUCAAUUCGUUAGGUGGUUUACUAAAUACCUGACUUGA
This is a messenger RNA of Fusarium redolens, 834 nucleotides long. Its product is annotated as Alpha/Beta hydrolase protein. The transcript has 3 exons. The record is from RefSeq and is a predicted model, not a curated record. NCBI's taxonomy places the organism in Eukaryota, Fungi, Ascomycota, Sordariomycetes, Hypocreales, Nectriaceae. Gene Ontology annotation, molecular function: hydrolase activity. Bases 1 to 834 code for a protein of 277 amino acids.